UCCAAAGAUAAAUACAGAACAAAGAUUGAAAAAAAAAACUAUGGAGAUUAGGACACGACGAAGACGUCCGCACAUACCUGAGAUAAGGGUGGAACAGAAGGAAGAAGAGGAGCAACCGCUUAGCCCAGCUGCGCGUCUGUUUCAGGCGCCGGAGUUUAACUGUAACAUCAUAUCGGUGGUUGGUUUGAAGAGCAAGAUCAAACCAGAUGUGAUUAUCGAAGGAAUAAAGCAAACUUUGAUUAGACAUCCUCGUUUCUCCUGCAAAUUGGUGAAAACUGGUAACAGCAAAAGACAAGAACAAAAAUGGGUUCAGACAAACGUGGUGGCAGAGGAUCAUGUCGUCAUUCCCAAAAUCGAUAUGCAUAACAGAGAGAACGCAAACGCCUUUCUCGAUAGCUACGUCUCUGACCUGACUACGAUCCCAUUAGACAUGUCCAAACCAUUAUGGGAAGUUCACUUACUCGACUUAAGAACGUCCGAGGCUGAAAACGUGGCCAUUUUGAAGAUCCAUCACUCUGUUGGCGAUGGUAUGUCUCUGAUGUCUCUAGUCCUUGCUUGUACACGUAAAACAUCGAAUCCUGAUGAGCUACCGAGUCUACCGAACCAAAAACGUUUGUUGUCUGGAUCAAAGAGUUAUUCCCGGUUAUUGUGGCUGGUUAGGGCUCUAUGGUCGGUGGUUAUGUUGGUUUUGAACACUUUUUAUGAUGCUUUGGAGUUUAUUGCUACGGCAAUAUUCCUUAAGGACACUGAAACACCGAUCAAAGGCAAUUUCCAGUUAAGUACGAGUAAGCGGAUGUGUUGCGUUCAUCGUACCGUAAGUUUUGACGACCUAAAGCUUAUCAAGAACGCCAUGCAAAUGACUGUCAACGAUGUUGUACUUGGAGUAUCUCAGGCUGGUCUCUCGCAAUAUUUGAAGAGAAGAUACGGAGAACAGGAAGAACCAAUGCCUAAAGGAAUAAGGCUAAGGGCAGCUCUGCUUGUAAACAUACGACCGGCUACUGGACUCCAGGAUCUAGCUGAUAUAAUGGCAAAGGGAUCAAAGUGUACAUGGGGAAAUUGGAUCGGCUACAUAAUCUUUCCAUUCUCUAUUGCAUUCUGCGAUGAUCCAUUGGAACAUCUCCGACGAGCCAAGUCCAUAAUCGACAGGAAGAAGAACUCUUUUGAAGCCCUGCUAACGUUCAUUGUCGGUAAUUUCAUUGUAAAGUCGUUUGGGGUUCAGAGCGCAGCAAAUAUACUAAAGAGAGCAUUGUCAAACACAACGAUGUCAUUUUCAAACUUGGUUGGUCCGAUUGAAGAAAUUAGCUUCUAUGGCCAUCCCGUCACUUACAUGGCCCCAAGUGUGUAUGGUCAUCCCCAUGCGUUGACGAUGCAUUUUCAAAGUUAUACUAGAUUUUGACCCGCGAUGAACAAGAUGACCGUUUCUUUAACCGUUGAUCCAACAGUCAUUAGUGAUCCUCAUCGGCUAUGUGAUGAUUGGGAGGAAUCUCUAAGAAGCAUCAAAGCUGCUGUCCAAGAGAAAAUUAAGUUGUACCCAGUAGAUUGAGAUAUUUCUUCUUUUAUUUUGAAAAA
Raphanus sativus (radish) is the source of this 1569-nucleotide messenger RNA. Its product is annotated as wax ester synthase/diacylglycerol acyltransferase 5-like. The record is from RefSeq and is a predicted model, not a curated record. Gene Ontology annotation, biological process: triglyceride biosynthetic process. The transcript has 8 exons. Gene Ontology annotation, molecular function: long-chain-alcohol O-fatty-acyltransferase activity; diacylglycerol O-acyltransferase activity. Gene Ontology annotation, cellular component: plasma membrane. NCBI's taxonomy places the organism in Eukaryota, Viridiplantae, Streptophyta, Magnoliopsida, Brassicales, Brassicaceae.